CGUCAGGUGUUCCACUCGUUUGAGAUAUUAAGCGUGGACUAUGCUGCGCUCCAAAACCUGAUUCAUCACGUCGGAAUAUGCGGCGGGCCGCGAGAGAGAGCCCGACUUUGGAAGAUGUCAUUCCAAAUGAAUUUCUGUGAUUGACGGAGAGCAUGGAGGUCAGAAACAGGUUUUCAGCGUGUUGGGAGAGUUUUCGCACUUGUUUGAAGACGUCCAAUCCAAGUGUCAUUGAGAAAGAUCACCAGAUAAAAGAACCUGACGUGGUUGUUGAAAACCCAAGCGCCGUGCAAACCAAUCAGCCGAAGCCGAGAAGCCCAGCGAACGAGCUCGAGAAUCGUUUUGUUGCACUUUACGACUACUCGGCCCGCACCGAGGAGGACUUGAGCUUCAAAGCGGGCGACAUUUUGGAAGCGCUGGAUAAAGAUACCGGAGACUGGUGGUUUGCAAAAGCGCUUAGUGGAGAUUCGACGUCCAAACAGGGCUACAUCCCCGCAAAUUACGUGGCGCCGGUGGCGAGUAUCGACGCCGAACCAUGGUAUUUUCCGGAGACAAAAAGGUUGGAUGCAGAGAAGAUGCUUUUAACGGGAAAGAACCAACAAGGAUCCUUCCUAAUCAGAAACUGUGAAAGUCAGAAAGGGGAGCUGUCCCUCUCAGUGUUGGACAAUGGAAAGGUGAAGCAUUAUAAGCUAAAAAAAACAGACCAUGGUCUCUUCUAUAUCUCAAGGAGCAAACCAUUUGAAACACUGAAGAAGUUAGUGCAUCACUACUCAACACAAGCAGAUGGCCUCUGUGUGUGUCUAGGAGAACCAUGCAAAAAGAUUGAGGCUCCACAGACUCCUGGCCUCUCCUAUAACACUGUGGACCAAUGGGAGAUUGACUGCAAUUCCAUCAAGCUCCUCCAUAAACUGGGAGCAGGUCAGUUUGGAGAAGUUUAUGAGGGCCUAUGGAAUGACACCACAGCCGUUGCAGUGAAGACACUCAAACCUGGUACCAUGGACACUGAAGACUUUUUGAGAGAGGCUCAAAUCAUGAAGAGACUGAGGCAUCCCAAGCUAAUCCAACUUUAUGCCGUCUGCACCAUGGAAGAGCCCAUCUACAUUAUCACAGAACUGAUGAAGAACGGGAGUUUGCUCGAAUACCUCCAAAAGGACAAAGGUACCAAACUGCAGCUCUCUGACCAGAUUGAGAUGGCUGCUCAGGUGGCAUCUGGUAUGGCUUUUCUGGAGGUGCAGAACUACAUUCACAGAGAUCUUGCUGCCAGGAAUGUGCUGGUAGGGGAGAACAACAUCUGUAAGGUGGCAGAUUUUGGUCUCGCCAGGGUCUUUCAGACUGACAACGUGUACGAGGCAAGAGAAGGUACCAAAUUCCCAGUGAAAUGGACUGCUCCGGAGGCCAUUCACAACAACAUUUUCACGAUAAAAUCGGAUGUCUGGUCAUUCGGUAUUCUGUUGUAUGAGAUCAUGACAUUUGGUAAAAUGCCUUAUCCAGACCUGACAAACUACCAAGUUGUCCAACAAGUUCCCCAGGGCUACAGAAUGCAAUGUCCCCCCAACUGCCCCAAAAUCAUGUAUGGCAUAAUGAUGAACUGUUGGAAUGAGAACGAAAACGACCGGCCCACAUUUGAGACUUUGCAGUGGAACUUGGAGGACUUCUUUGACCUGAACGCUACUUCCUAUGACAACGCUGGCCACUAUUAGCACACUGAGCAUGUGAAUGCAACUCUAUCAUGAAUUAAAAAAAAAAAAAAAACACUUGCAUCCAUACAUGCAUUCGGGAUGUAUUUUGAAAUUCCACAGUUAAAUUCAGACGCUGAUUGACUUUUGGAUGUAAUUGAAUACUGUGGCACCCUUUAAGGAAGCUGCCAGGUAGUCCUGGUUAUGCCAGCUGAACUAUGACCUCUACAGACAAAGUCUUUGUAAUUUUAACCAAGCGUUAGUCAGCAACACUUUUCUGAAAUCAUCAGUAAGAACUUCAACAAUACUCCCACUGUGUUUGCUGUGGUUGACAAACUCACAACCCCCCCCCCCCCCCCCCCCCCGAAUCAGAUAGCUCCAGAACUCCUAACAGCAGAUAAAUGCAAUACAUUUGCUUAUUUUAGUGAAAAAAUGUCAUCCAUCAGGUUAAAUAUUGGUACAAAUCAGCAAAAUGAUAAAAUGAUGCAGCAUCUGAAGCCACCCAGGAAAAAAAUCGGUCUUACCAUGUAAGAAUUGGAUACAAUUGACCAAAAAACUGUAGAGAAACCGGUUCAGCAGCUGAAACCAUCAACGAGCUGUCUUGACUGAGUACCAUCUGAAUUUUUCAAAGUCUGUGCUAGCUGAUUUGCAGCAAAUAAUCAAUUGCUCACUUCAGUCAGGCGAGUUUGCUAAAGCUCUUAAAGUUAGCUGCCAGUAAGCCUCUGCUAAAAAAUAGAGCGCUGGACGCGUCCAUGUUGGCAAGCUAUAGACCCAUCUCCAAUCUCCCUUUCAUAGCCAAGAUUGUUGAGAAAGUUAUUUUUAAUCAACUCGGAAAUUUCUUGAACUUAAAUAGACUUUUUGACAAAUUUCAAUCAGGGUUCCAAACUCAUCACAGUACCGAAUCUGCUCUUAUCAAAGUGCUAAAUGAUAUAAGGUUGAAUACUGACUCAGGAAAGGUGUCAAUUCUGGUCCUGUUGGACCUCAGUGCGGCUUUUGAUACGAUAGAUCAUAAUAUACUGCUGAACAGGUUGGAAAACGUGGGUAGGACUAAAUGGAACAGUCCUUAAAUGGUUCAGGUCCUACCUGGAGGAAAGGCGUUAUUUUGUAACCAUUGGAAGUGCUCCAUCUCAUCGAAUGGCAAUAACCUAUGGGGUCCUUCAAGGGUCAGUUCUUAGACCCCUCCUGUUCAGCCUGUAUAUGCUACCCUUGGGUCAAAUUCUUCAGAACUUCCAUCUUGACUAUCAUAGCUAUGCAGAUUAAACCGUUAUAUCUAGCAGUCUCUCUCGAUGACUACAGUUCAAUAGAGGUGUUGUGUCACUGUCUAAAACAGAUAAAUAUCUGGAUGAGACAAAAUUGUCUUCAAUUAAACCACAACAAAACGGAGAUAAUUGUUUUUGGCAAGAAAGAAAAAGAAAAUUGAUGUUAAUAAAUACCUGAAGUCACUCUCUUUAAAAACCAAAGACCAAGUCCGAAACCUUGGUGUUCUGAUAGAUUCUGACCUGACUUUCAACAGUCAUAUCAAAUCAAUUACUAAAACUGCCUUUUACCACAUGAAGAACAUAUCCAGAGUGAAGGCUUGCAUGUGUCAAGCAGACCAGGAGAAGGUCAUCCAUGCUUUUAUCUCAAGUAGACUUGACUAUUGUAAUGGUCUUCUGACUGGACUCCCUAAAAAGAGCAUUAAACAGCCACAGCUCAUUCAGAAUGCUGUGGCUCGGGUUCUGACCGGAACAAAGAGGUCAGAGCAUAUUACUCCAAUUCUCAAGUCUUUACACUGGCUUCCAGUCAGCUUUAGAAUAGAUUUGAAAGUUCUGCUACGGGUCUAUAAAUCACUAAACGGUUCAGGUCCUGAAUACAUGAAUGAAAUGCUAAUGGCAUAUAAACCCAGUAGGGCUCGGAGAUCGACAGACUCAGGUCAAAUAGUGGAGCGCAGAGUCCAAAGCGAACUUGGUGAAGCAGCAUUUGGCUAUUAUGCUGCACACAAAUGGAAGAAGUUGCUAACAGAAGUGACGUCAGCCCCAAGUGUGCAUGUUUUGAAGUCCAGGUGAAAAACUCUUUUUUUUUUUUUUUUUUUUUUUUUCCCCCCCCCCCAUGCUUUUUGAAGCAUUUCCACUUCGAAAUAUUCCUUGCACUGUAUGCUGUUUUAAUUGUAUUUGUAUUUUUUUUCCCCUCUUUGUUUUAAAUGUUUAUACGCUGUUUUUAAAUGCUUGUAAUCAUGUAAAGCACAUUGAGUUACCUUGUGUAUGCAAUGCGCUGUAUAAAUACAUUUGAUUCGCUUUGCCUUGCAUAUCUUGACGAACCAGUUCUUCCUGGUCCACAUUCUUUCCGCUUGCUACAUUCUGUACUUUGAACGGGAUAUGACGAUAAGCGAAUCAUCAUUACAACAACACCUUACCUCAGCUGAUUGCAUUAGUAGGUAUUAAAGUAAUCUAAAGUCUUGAAGCCAUGUACAGUAACUCGUCUGUAGUUCGUCUGUGCUCUUUUUUUUUUUUUUUUUUCCACAUAAAUUGAAAGCAAUUGUAUUUAUGUAUUAUUGAUGAUCAGCGGGUGUCACUCAUUUGCUUUACUUUUGAGCCUAAUUGUUCAGAAUCACUUGAAAUGUUUCAUUGGUGUGAUAUGAUUCACAGUACACCUAAGCAUGUCAUCUUAACAAAUUAGCUCAGUGGCCUGUAUAGAUGUGGUGAUUUUGUAUGUUUUAACAAAAGUUUAUCACGUUGAAUGAAUUAUACAGUGUGUACCGAUAACCUUACUGUAUUUUAUGUUGAAUAAAAUAUGUGAAUCAAACAA
Messenger RNA from Phyllopteryx taeniolatus (common seadragon), 4457 nucleotides. RefSeq names its product fyn-related Src family tyrosine kinase (gene frk). The transcript is spliced from 8 exons. Gene Ontology annotation, biological process: protein phosphorylation; cell surface receptor protein tyrosine kinase signaling pathway; cell differentiation. NCBI's taxonomy places the organism in Eukaryota, Metazoa, Chordata, Actinopteri, Syngnathiformes, Syngnathidae. The record is from RefSeq and is a predicted model, not a curated record. Gene Ontology annotation, cellular component: extrinsic component of cytoplasmic side of plasma membrane. Gene Ontology annotation, molecular function: signaling receptor binding; non-membrane spanning protein tyrosine kinase activity; ATP binding. The coding region runs from base 153 to 1697 and encodes 514 amino acids.